GGUUGGCCGGGUCGGCUGGGGAUGCGCUCCGGACUGUCCCCAAGAUGAAGGGGACCAGGGGCGGGGCCGGGUAGAGCCAGACUCAGAGGACGCAGCGCCUCUGCGCACUUUCUCCUCAGCGCCUUCCUAAAGGAGAGGUCGGAGCAAAGGGCUCCUGGGCCCGAACUCGCGGAGGGCCAGGAGACAAGAUGUCAUCACAGUUUUUGCAGGCUCCAGUGAAUUUUGAAGAUAAUGUAAAGGAUGACUCGACCAAAAAGGACAACCCUUAUAAGAUCUUUUUCCAAGAUCUCUUUCUUUACAAAGAAAAUGAAUUGGCAGCAAAGAAAAAGGAAAAACUUUUGAACCGUAGCAUGAAAGUCCACCAGAAGACCACUUUGUCAUCCCAAAUGAAGAGCCGCUCACACCUGAGCCAAAUAGCUUUCCACUCUGACACAGCAGGUGUCUCCUUCGAAAAACUGGGGCUGGACCCGAUGCUCAUUCUGAAAUUAACAGAAAGUGCAGACACGAAAAGGACUCUCCAUGAAUUUAUUAGUGACCAGAGAGACAGGUUUCUGAUGGAGUACACUCUGUCCACCAAGAGAAACACAAUUAAAAGACUUGAAAAACACAUAGCUGUAAAGGAAAGGCAGCUCAAAAACGCAGAACAAAAGCUCCAAGAUGACACACUUGCCUUCGAAGAGUUCCUUCGAGAAAAUGACCAGCAAUCUGCAGAUGCUAUGAAGAUUGCAGCACAAGAAACUAUCAGCAAACUCCAAAUGACAGCCGAGCUGAAGACAGCCAGCAUGGAGGUGCAGGCAAUGAAGAGUGAUAUAGCAAACACAGAGUUCCUCCUUCGGGAGUACAUGAAAUACGGGUUUUUUCUGCUGAAACUGUCUCCAAAGCACUGGCAAAUCCAGCAAGCACUGAAAAGAUCACAGACAUCAAAAAUUCAUUCCCUUCUUCCAAAACUCUUAGCAAAAUCCCCAUUAAGUCCAAGUAUAAUAGACAGUGGUACUGGAAGUCCCGAGAAGAUGAUACUACUUUCAGAUGACUCAACCGGAAGGAGGAGCCAAGGAAAGCAACUCAAGAAGCCCAGUUUCAAUUCAGAAGAUAGGAGAUCACCUUUAUCCAACCAGCCCGAAAGUAUCGGUUCUGAUGACAGCCUGGAAUUCUUUUUAGAUGACAACAUGGACUUUGAUCUGCUGCCGGAGCUCUAUUUCAAGGAACCAGAAGAGUUACUUCAGGUCCUCACACAGCUGGAAGAACAGAAUCUGACUUUGGUUCAAUAUUCCCAGGAUGUAGAUGAGAAUCUCGAAGAGGUAAACAAAAGAGAAAAAGUUGUACAAGACAAAAUAAAUAGCAACAUCGAGUUUCUGCUGGAGCACAAAGAAAUGCUGAAGGCUAACUGCUUGCGAGAAGAGGAAAAGGCAGCUGAAUUAGAACUGCGCUCCCGGCUCUUCAGUUUUGGAGAAUUUAAUUCAGAUGCCCAGGAAAAACUGAUAGACUCGCUUAGUAAAAAAAUUAAUCAAGUGUACAAAGUCUGCAUUGGCGAUGGUGAGGUCGGCAGCCUGAACCCAGUUCAAAAGCUGGUCAAAGUCGAGUCCCGCCUGGUGGAGCUGAGCGACCUCAUCGAGUCCAUCCCCAAGGAAAACGUGGAGGCAAUCGAGAGGCUGAAGCAGAAGGAGCGGCGGCAAAAGUUGCGUGAAGAGAAAAUCAAGGAAAAACAAAGAUACCAAGAAGAAAGGCUAAAAGCUGCUCUGGAAAGGGCCGUAGCACAACCAAAGAAAAAGGUGGGAAGACGACUUAUCUACCGUUCGAAACCUCCAUCUGGUAACAAACACAAAACGCUUCUGGUCAGUGAUUCGAGAACAAAAUCACAGGAGGAAGAUUUUUUUUUCAGUUGA
Molecule: messenger RNA, 1883 nt
Organism: Fukomys damarensis (Damara mole-rat)
Lineage: Eukaryota; Metazoa; Chordata; Mammalia; Rodentia; Bathyergidae
Gene: Ccdc38
Product: coiled-coil domain containing 38
Exons: 16
Coding region: 189-1883 (564 amino acids)
Cellular component (GO): centrosome
Source: RefSeq, a predicted model, not a curated record